CCAAAACAUUUAGGAGUCAAUAAUUCCUUAAAAUUGAUUUAAAGAAAGUAUUUGUUCCACUGGCAGAUCAUUUCACUUAUAAUAUGGAAAAAAAUUAUUUGACAGAGCAGUUCUUCCCGCUACUUCUCAUUGAAUCGCUGGUACUGGUACAACAACGUUUAAUUGGAGCAAUGUUGCCACGAAUUCCUGAAGGCGGAGAUUCAGAAGGAGCAGGAGGUUCUUAAAGAGACAGAGCCUCAAUUUCACAGUAUUAAAUUGCAAUGUCAAUUUUCUCUUGAGACAUAUUUGAUUUGAUUUAUAACAACUGAAAGCAACAUAGGUCCUUUAUUGUACUAUAAGAUGCUACAAUGUGACUGGAAAACUGUACUACUGAACCGAGCUGUGGGAUGGAUGCCUCUCUUCAGUAGGGAUCGGAAAGCUUUUCAGAAUUGAUGGGAGAGGUGGACUGAGCUAAAUACAAAGCGAUACUGGAACAAGUCCUGUUAGAAGCUCCAUAACUGCAAAUUGCUCAAUUAUGUGGUCAACGCAACAAAACACAGUCUCAAAACUUUUUCUUGGAUUCUGGGUGUCCUUCAUUGCAUAUCCUUUAAACGCUGCACCGCGUAGGGACACAGAUGCUGCCUUGUCAUGUGUUUAUUUCGAGGGGCUGACUGUUUCAGAGGCCGGGUCUUUGACUGAGAGGAGGGAAGCGGAGAGGGAGGGCCCUGGUAAACACAUGGUGUGUAGAGACAGAGAAAGAGACGCAGGGUGGGGAGUGAGCCACUAUAAAAGAAAGAGUCGGAGCUGUUGGUGGCAUUCGCUCCAACAAGCCGACUCUGGCACAUACAAACGACAGACAGAGCUGAAACCUACUGACGGGGGUUAGAGUCGACACCGGCAGCAAUCGCUUUUUCUUCAAGACUGAUUUUCUCCAUUCUGCCAAGACUUGGAGGUCUGUACUCUGGUCCUCUCUGGCUUUUUUUUGCUUCUGAGUGGAGAGAUUUUUUUCCUCUUCUUCUACCACAAGACUCCCAAACGAGCAAGAGAGGACAAGCUUGUGUCCGCAGAGACUGUCUUAACAUUUUCAUUUCCCUCGGGCUCCCGCUCCACCAUGGCCGCUGUGCGUCAGAUGCCGCCGGAGACCUCGGGCUUCCACGUCCUCUCGGCCCACCUAAUGGCCACCGCCACCGAGGAGUUCCCCCAGCAACUGCCCGUCCCCAAGAGCCCGGCAAAGGGCAAGAGUCGCUCCCGCCGACCCCGGGAGGCCCGCUUCAAAACCCAGCCGGUCACCUUCGCCGAGAUCGCUGAGGUAGAAGAGGAAGGCUCUUCCCCCUUGGAAGAAGAGAGGGCGCGUCGCUCCUUCCUGCAGUCGUUGGAGAACCUCCGGCGGAGCACGCAGGCCCUCUACUGCCCGGCGGCGACCAAUCGCACCCCCACACCCACGCAGGCCAGCCUGGACUCCAGCGACUCCGACUCCACCCAGUGAGGACUGCAGCUGGAGGUCAACUGAACAGAACCAACCUUGCAGUCCUGCCUUUAUGUGUAAAACUACUGCUGCCACGCAAACUGCAUUUAGUUCACUAACUCACUCUGCUCGAAGAUGCACAUCGGACCUUUCCGUCAAGACCUCCACUGCUGGCUGGUUUUACAGCUGUACUGAAAUAAUGUGUAGAGGUAGCAAACAAUCCAACUUUCAUAACAACGUCUUGUUUCUUACUGUAGUUGUUUAGGAGUGAUAUGGAAGAGGAAGAACAUUUUCCCACUUUGGAGCUAUAGAGCAUGUCUGUUUCUAUCUAGGUUUUUCUACUUGAUGAGCGAAUGUGGCGAGGAUGACUUAAAAUGUUAGUGUUGUGAUUGAUUUGUCUGUAAAUACAUUGACAAAGCAAAACGUCCUGCAGCAAACGUUAGCUGGCCGGGCCUGGAGCUGUAGAGGACCAUCACAGAUCUUGUCUGGAGACUCGCAAAGGGGCUUUUUUUCCUCCCCAGCUUCUCAGUUAAUGAAAUCAGUGCUGUUGCUUUGAUUUCUGAGAAGAAAUUCCCUUUCUAUUUUUCAAAAUGAAUUUAUUUAUUAUUGUUAUUAUUUGCAUAACCAAGUAUAUUUCUAGAUGUAAAGUAGUCGAUGACUUCUGGUCACUUUGACUGUCAUACAGAUGAUAACCUUUAUAUUUUGUGAUUCUGUAACUUUGUAUGUACAUAUAUAUUUGCUUAUGUACUUCAAUAAAUAUUUUCAAAGACA
Molecule: messenger RNA, 2215 nt
Organism: Poeciliopsis prolifica (blackstripe livebearer)
Lineage: Eukaryota; Metazoa; Chordata; Actinopteri; Cyprinodontiformes; Poeciliidae
Gene: cunh11orf96
Product: chromosome unknown C11orf96 homolog
Exons: 1
Coding region: 1091-1465 (124 amino acids)
Source: RefSeq, a predicted model, not a curated record